Molecule: messenger RNA, 1356 nt
Organism: Lathyrus sativus (Indian pea)
Lineage: Eukaryota; Viridiplantae; Streptophyta; Magnoliopsida; Fabales; Fabaceae
Source: the annotation of a GenBank genome assembly
AUGAAGAAUUGGAUGAGCAUGGUGGCGAUGGGUGCAGUAACAAACUCCACAUUUCUUCUAUCUUCUCAACCCAUUCUCAAAACCAUUAUCCCCUUUUCCCUCACCAAAACCUUGCCUUAUCUCGUUUGUCUCACCGCUCCCUCUCGCCGCUUCCUUUCCGCUGCUUCUUCCCUUCCUUCGGUGGUCUCCGCUGACCACAGUUUCAACUUCUCUGAUUCUGGAGAUGGAAACGGUGUUGCAGUUUCAAGGACAGGUCAUAAAGUGCUUCUUAAAGGGAUGACUUACUCUGAACUUGAAAAAUGGGUUCAAUCACAUGGAUACAGACCAGGGCAGGCCAUGAUGCUAUGGAAGCGUAUGUAUGGAAACAAUAUGUGGGCGCAUCAUACUGAUGAGUUGGAAGGUUUGAACAAAGAUUUCAAGAAGAUGUUGAGUCAAAAUGCAGAUUUCAAGGCACUUGCUGUGAAAGAAAUUCACACGGCCUCUGAUGGAACUAGGAAGAUUUUAUUCACAUUGGAUGAUGGGCUGGUCAUAGAAACAGUUGUCAUACCUUGUGAUACCGGUAGGACUACCGUGUGUGUUUCCAGUCAAGUUGGGUGUGCCAUGAAUUGUCAAUUUUGCUAUACUGGAAGAAUGGGUCUUAAGAGACAUCUUACUGCUGCAGAAAUAGUUGAGCAGGCCGUUUUUGCCAGACGGCUAUUCACAAGUGAAGUUGGUUCCAUCACCAAUGUUGUGUUUAUGGGCAUGGGGGAACCUCUUCAUAAUAUUGAUAAUGUCAUUAAAGCUGCAGAUAUUAUGGUGGAUGAUCAAGGGCUGCAUUUCAGCCCCCGCAAAGUCACUGUUUCAACCAGUGGGCUUGUUCCGCAGCUUCGACGUUUCCUUAAUGAAUCCAACUGCACGUUAGCUGUUAGUCUGAAUGCAACUACUGAUGAGGUAAGAAACUGGAUCAUGCCUAUAAAUCGAAAGUAUAAACUGGAUUUGCUUCUUGAGACGCUUCGGGAGGAGCUUUGCUUGAAACACAAAUAUAAGGUUCUAUUUGAGUAUGUGAUGCUUGAAGGAAUUAAUGACAGCAAUGAAGAUGCAAAGAGGCUUAUCGAGCUGGUAAAAGGCAUCCCUUGCAAGAUCAAUCUCAUCUCAUUCAAUCCGCAUAGUGGAUCCUUCUUCAGACCAACUAAAGACGAAAGAAUGAUUGAAUUCAGAAAUAUGCUAGCUGAGGCAGGAUGCGUAGUUCUUUUAAGACCCAGUAGAGGCGAUGAUCAGAUGGCUGCGUGUGGUCAGCUAGGCAACCCCGGCACCAUUCAAGCUCCGAUGCUCCGUGUACCUAAGCAAUUCCAAACGGCAGUUGGAUGUUCAACAUGA